AUCACACUGCUGUAGUCCUUGACGGCGUCCCCACCUAUGAUGAAGUACAUGGGCGACUACCCGUCGAAACGGACACGAUCCGUCAACGAGCUCACCGACCAGAUAUUCGAGGGCGCGCUGAAGGCCGAGCCUCUGAAGGACGAGAUCUACAGCCAGAUCAUCAAGCAGCUCACCGACAACCACGUCAAGUACAGCGAGGAGAAGGGCUGGGAGCUGCUCUGGUUGUGUACUGGUCUGUUCCCUCCCAGUAACGUCCUGCUGCUUCACGUCCAGCGUUUCCUCCAGUCCAAGAAGCACCACCCGCUGGCUGGGGACUGCAUGCAGAGGCUGCACAAGGCCCUGCGGAGUGGAUCCAGGAAGUACCCUCCUCAUCUGGUGGAGGUGGAGGCCAUCCAACACAAGACCACCCAGAUCUUCCACAAAGUCUACUUCCCCGAUGACACAGACGAGGCGUUUGAGGUGGAGUCCAGCACCAAGGCUAAAGACUUCUGUCUGAACAUCUCCACCAGACUGCUGCUCAAGUCCUCAGAGGGCUUCAGUCUCUUCGUCAAGAUCUCUGAUAAGGUCAUCAGUGUACCAGAGGGAGAUUUCUUCUUUGACUUUGUGAGGCACCUGACCGACUGGAUCAAGAAGGCCCGGCCGGCUAAAGAAGGGAUCGUCCCCUCUCUGACCUACCAGGUGUUUUUUAUGAAGAAACUCUGGACCACAACGGUUCCAGGGAAGGACGCUUUUGCAGACUCCAUAUUUCACUACUACCAGGAGCUGCCUAAGUACCUCCGUGGGUACCACAAGUGUUCCCGGGAGGAGGUCUUCCAGCUAGGAGCCCUCAUCUACCGGGUCAAGUUUGAAGACGACAAGUCCCACUUCCCCGCCAUCCCAAAGAUGCUUCGGGAGAUCGUGCCCCAGGAUCUGAUCCGACAGAUGUCGCCCGACGACUGGAAACGGUCUGUAGUGUCGUACUUUAACAAGCAGUCGGGGAAAUCACGGGACGAGGCCAAACUCAUGUUCCUGAAGCUCAUCUACAAAUGGCCGACCUUUGGCUCCGCCUUCUUUGAGGUCAAGCAAACCACAGAGCCCAACUUCCCCGAGAUUCUGCUGAUCGCCAUCAACAAGCACGGGGUCAGCCUCAUCGACCCCAAGACCAAGGACAUCCUGACCACCCACCCCUUCACUAAGAUCUCCAACUGGAGCAGCGGGAACACCUACUUCCACAUCACCAUCGGCAACCUGGUCCGAGGGAGCAAGCUGCUCUGUGAGACCUCGCUGGGCUACAAGAUGGACGACCUGCUGACCUCCUACAUCAGCCAGAUGCUGACCACCAUGAGCAAGCAGCGCUCAGGGCGGAGUCACAACAAGUGAACGUCCUAUUGGCAGGAGGCCGCCAAGCUCAUCCGGCUCCUGCGUCCCAUUGGCCAGCCCUGCAGCUGGGGGCGGACCUUCGCCUUCAAGCUGUGGCGGAUGAGCCGCAGUCCCUCGCCUAGCUCGGUGGGGUCAAAGUUCACCGUGGAGAGUUCGGCGGCGAGCAGCGACCCCGGUGAGGGCCCGAGCCAGGGCCCCAGCAGCGGUUACUACAACUUCUAUGAGGACGAGCCCUCAAGCGAGGACGACUACCUCUAGAAGAGUCGCCCCACUCCCCGUCAUUCAUGCCCUACUUGGGGUCUGGUUCAGGAUUUGGUUCAGGAUCAGAUACAGAGCCACACCGCCCAGCAAGAGAACCGACCUAGGCACCUGAUCAAUUACCUGAUCCAUAUUCUGGAACACACACUGGAUGUAUUUUAAAUUGUAUGAGGACGAGCUUUGUCCUCUGUCUGAUGGGGAAUAGAUCCUAGGAAGGUGAAAUAUAGUUCUCAAAGCAGCAAACUACUUCUGCUUCUAACAAACUCAGUUCCGUUUUCAGUUUACUUUUGUUGAGCACUGUUGUCAAGGAAGUUGUCUUCAAAGAAGGUUUUUAUACCAGCCCAUUUAUUCAUAUAGUUCAGUUAAAAAGAUGUCAAUGACCAAUCCACAAUCUGACGUGUACUAGCCUUUUAAAAUAGUCAACUUAAUACUCCCAUCCUCUAGCUUGGAGACAUUUCGGGGCAAUACUAUUAAUUUAAGGAUUUAAUGAAUAAGUCUAGCAAUGUCCAAGCACUACUAAAAUCUUUAAUAUAUUGAAUUGAUAGAUUUAAUGCCCAUCUCGUGAUUUCCUUUUUUUUUUUUUUCUUCUUUCGUUUUACUGUCUCUAUAUGUACUGCCUUAAUUAGUUUGUUUUCUACUUCAAAACAAUGUCCCAGCAUUCUUUAUGUGAGCCUAAACAGCUUUUUGUACAGUCUUUGUCAAUCAUAUGUUGUUACAGUGAGGUGUCUUAAUAAAUUCAUUUGUCCAUGA
Gadus macrocephalus (Pacific cod) is the source of this 2367-nucleotide messenger RNA. Its product is annotated as unconventional myosin-VIIa-like. Bases 37 to 1359 code for a protein of 440 amino acids. The record is from RefSeq and is a predicted model, not a curated record. Gene Ontology annotation, cellular component: cytoskeleton. The transcript has 11 exons. NCBI's taxonomy places the organism in Eukaryota, Metazoa, Chordata, Actinopteri, Gadiformes, Gadidae.